Molecule: messenger RNA, 925 nt
Organism: Panicum virgatum (switchgrass)
Lineage: Eukaryota; Viridiplantae; Streptophyta; Magnoliopsida; Poales; Poaceae
Product: agamous-like MADS-box protein AGL29
Exons: 1
Coding region: 36-770 (244 amino acids)
Biological process (GO): positive regulation of transcription by RNA polymerase II
Molecular function (GO): RNA polymerase II cis-regulatory region sequence-specific DNA binding; DNA-binding transcription factor activity, RNA polymerase II-specific; protein dimerization activity
Source: RefSeq, a predicted model, not a curated record
CAAGAAACCACAUUCCUAUCCUCCUAGCUAGAGAGAUGGUGAAGGGUGAGAAGUCCAAGGGAAGGCAAAAGAUUGAGAUCAAGCGCAUCGAGAAUGAGGAAGCACGUCAGGUAUGCUUCUCCAAGCGCCGCCAGGGCCUGUUCAAGAAGGCCAGCGAACUGUCCAUCCUUUGUGGCGCCAUGGUUGGUGCCAUUGUGUUCUCACCGGCUGGUAGGUCCUUCUCCUUUGGCCAUCCCUCUAUUGAUGAAGUUAUAAGCCGAUUCCUCAGUUCGGUCAAUCCCAAUGGCCCUGCCCCGGGUGGUCCAAGCCACGAUAAUGGUGGGGCAGUGUCAGAUGCUGUCAAUAAGCUGAACAUGGAGUUGUUAGAGUUGGAGCAGUCACUGGAGUCUGAAAAGAAGAGAAAGGAGAUGUUGCAAGAGGCAACUGAGAAGUUAAAGGGUGAACGUGUGAUGCAGUGGUUGAAUUCUAAUAUCUUUGAGUUGGGUCUAGAUGAACUGCAAGAGUUCCAAAAGAAGCUGGAAGAAAUACAUGCUGUUGUCAGAGAGAAGGUCAAUAGGGUACUGGUAGAAGCAAGGACGUACACUCCUGCAGGUUCCCUGCCACAACCACCUAUGGAGGUAGCUUCGACCUCCCAGAGUGCCAAUCCUUUGCCUUCCACAGCUCCGGGUUCAAGCGCUGCAGGAUUUGAAAUCAACUAUCCCUUGCUUAGUGGUGGUGUCCAUGGGGUUGGUGGCCUGGGGAAUUUUCCCAGCAACCAGAAUCAUGGUUGAUUAUUGCUACAGAUUUGAUAUGUAUGAAUAAUUUGAUCAGUAUAGUAGAUGCAUAUACUGAUCAUUUGCAAUAGGUCACAAGUGUUUUGUGUACCUUUCCUUUCUGAUGUUAGAUGUAUGGCACCAAGAUCUAUCUAUGACUUGUUGUCAAGAUG